This is a messenger RNA of Sparassis crispa, 504 nucleotides long. RefSeq lists its product with no specific name. The coding region runs from base 1 to 504 and encodes 167 amino acids. Lineage: Eukaryota; Fungi; Basidiomycota; Agaricomycetes; Polyporales; Sparassidaceae. The record is from RefSeq and is a predicted model, not a curated record. The transcript is spliced from 4 exons.
AUGGUCUCGCAGAAAAAGAAGAGUGGUGCUGUGAGCCACCAGUGGGGAAAGUAUGGAAUAAUCAACGAAACCGAUUUGUACACUAAGGAGCAGGAGUUCCGCGCCUGGCUCGUUGAGGAGCGCAAGAUCAACCCAGAGACAAUCUCCAAGGAGCAGACGAAGAAAGAAUUCGCCCAGUUCGUGGAGGAUUAUAACACUGCAACGCUUCCACACGAGAAGUUCUACCACAUGGAAGCAUACGAGCGGCGCAUGACGGCGUUGCGCUCGGGUGAAUUCGUCCCACCUCCAGACGACGCGUAUGAUCCCGCAGCGGACAUGCGGGCCCUCGAGAGCACGCACAAGCGCCGUGCCAUCGAGCGCGAAACGUACAUGAACAAGGAUCAGCUGCAGGAGCUUCGCCGCGUGCAGAACGAGCGCAUAGAGGCUGGGAAGAUGAAGCUGUUAGGAAUGGAUAUCAAACAGUCCAUGGGUGUGCGCAUGGACGGCAGCAUGUUUGACGGCUGA